AUGUUACCACCGGUCGAGGCCUCGGUCCUACAAAACAACCCCGAGUUCGCGGCGCUGCAUCACACCCUCACAACGGCGAUUCUAAACCCGGAUGGUUCGACCAAGAAGCCGGCGACCAAGGAGCACGAUGCGAUACAAAAUGAACUCGCAGACCACAGAUUCACCGCCGCAAAAGAACACCUCCUCAUAAGCGCAAUCGCCACAACCGCACCACCAGAACCCAGAUCCGCACCACCGAGAACAAUCUCACGCACAAACACCUCCUCCUCCUCGCACCAAGCAGGAGGGGCCGGCGGCGGCACACAACCACAACAACCACAACAACAACCACCCCUCCCCGAACCCCUCCUCGACCUCCUCCUCCUCCUCCCACCCCUCCUAACAGCAACAGAGCCCCUCACCCCCGAAUCCGCCACAAUCCUCCUCUCCAACCCCCCCUUCACAGACUUCCAAUCCCUUGUCCCCCACCUCGGCGACCUCGUCUCAACAACCCUCCACACCUCGGCCGUCUCCCUCGCCCGCAUCGCAAACCCGACAACGAACCCUUCCUUUCUCCACCGCGCCGUCCCGGCCCUGCAAACAACCUACCACAAGCUCGAAACCGACGUCCAAGAAUCCAAGCGCGCGCUCGCGCGGGACCGCCUGCGCGCCGCGGACGCUCUCACGACGUGUCUAGACGAGCACGCCGCCGCGCUGACGCUCCUGGUUAGGGCCCUGGAGGCGAAACACGGCGUCGUGGCGCGGAGUCUCGAGUUCCGCGCCGCGGAGACGGGGCUGGCGGCGCAGAGGGCCGAGGCGGAUGCUGUGAGUGCGAGGGAGGGGGUCCGGAGGGAGGUGUAUUCGCCCGAGAUGGUGGCUGCGUUGACGAAUUACUCUGCGCACCUGCGCGAUGCGAGGAUGAGGCUCGAGAGCACGAUUAUCACGCUGCGGGCCGAGUUGGAAGGGUACGGGGUCGGGGUUGAGGGGGAGGAGGGCAAGGCGAGGACGAUGAAGGAGAUGGCGAGGAAGAAGAGGCAGAUGGAGAGGGAGUUGGAGGAUGCGACGAGGGAUCUGGCCAGGUUGGACAGGGCGUGA
Messenger RNA from Colletotrichum orchidophilum, 1074 nucleotides. RefSeq lists its product as uncharacterized. The transcript is spliced from 2 exons. Bases 1 to 1074 code for a protein of 357 amino acids. NCBI's taxonomy places the organism in Eukaryota, Fungi, Ascomycota, Sordariomycetes, Glomerellales, Glomerellaceae. The record is from RefSeq and is a predicted model, not a curated record.